Molecule: messenger RNA, 984 nt
Organism: Theobroma umbraticum
Lineage: Eukaryota; Viridiplantae; Streptophyta; Magnoliopsida; Malvales; Malvaceae
Product: transcription factor MYB1-like
Source: RefSeq, a predicted model, not a curated record
AAAGAAAGUCAGAUGAGGAAAAGAUUACUUGUUCACAUACAAUGAUAUACAAUCUGUGGCUUUUGACUAUACGAGUGCAACUGUGAGAGCAAGGGCCGUCCUAGAAUGGGUAGAACUUCCUAUACCGACGGCGGAUUAAAUAAGGGAGCUUGGACUGCUUUUGAAGACCAGAUUCUUAGAGAUCAUGUCAAAAUCCAUGGUGUAGGGAAGUGGGGGAAGAUUGCUGAGAAAGCAGACGUUUUUAUGUUUGUCUUGUCAGGUCUUAAGAGAUGUGGAAAGAGCUGCAGACUUCGUUGGGUGAAUUAUCUUAGACCUGAUGUUAAAAGAGGAAACAUUUCCCAGGAUGAAGAAGAUCUCAUUAUAAGGCUCCAGAGACUCUUAGGCAACAGAUGGUCUCUGAUAGCUGGAAGGCUUCCAGGUCGGACAGACAAUGAAAUAAAAAACUAUUGGAAUACUAUCCUAAGAAAGAAGGUAAAAGUUAGCAAUGAGCCAGACAAAAUCCUCAAGGAACCUUCAAAUGAGACUGUACCAUCUUCGAACAUGGAACCAUUUUCUACGAAAACCAAGCUAAAAGGAUAUUCCGAUGCUACUUUUUGCCCAACAGCAAUCUCAAUUGAGCAUGUUGACAGUGGCACGCUGGUGAAAGCCCCCAUUGAUGAAGGUUUGGAGACGAACAAGGAAGCAGAUGGUGACAAACGUAUUUCGCCUUUCAAUAUCGGAAGCAAUUAUAAUACACAGGACUUGAUGAAGGAUCUUAAUGUUGAGGAGAUUAGCCUAUCAAAGCUUCUGCAUACUGACUUCCAAGAUAUCUAUGAAGGUAACGAGAUGAUGAUUAAAGAUUAUGAUAGUGGUUCACCAUUCUCUUCAAACCAAACUCAGGUAUCCUAGGAUGGACCAUUUGAUAUUUGGACAUUUGAUAAUAAUAUUCUAUUUUAGUUAGCUAUGGAUCCUUGAACUUGAAUUUUUAGCGCCGAGAUAGGGAAU